This is a messenger RNA of Diabrotica balteata, 1412 nucleotides long. Lineage: Eukaryota; Metazoa; Arthropoda; Insecta; Coleoptera; Chrysomelidae. The record is from the annotation of a GenBank genome assembly.
ACUUUUAAAAGGUAUAUUAUAAGAAUAGGUACUACUUGGUCUGCUGCUUCGAUUACGCAAACAAAAUGCGAGCGCUGGUGGUAUUGUGCAUAAUAUUACAAGGAGUUUUGGGGAAAAGAGGUUUUGGUCCAACGGAUCAAGAAUGGGGCUUUUCUGAAGUAAGACCUGGCGCUAAUCUGUUUUGGUGGCUUCAUUAUACCACCGCAGACGUUCCUACGCCAACAGAUAGACCUCUUAUAAUAUGGCUACAGGGAGGCCCAGGAGGUUCUUCAACUGGUUAUGGUAACUUUGAGGAGUUAGGUCCAUUAGAUUCAAAUUUAAAUCCUAGGAAUACUACUUGGGUACAAUGGGCUAACGUUCUGUUUGUCGAUAAUCCUGUUGGAACUGGAUUUGGCUAUGUAACCAGUAAUGACUUGUACACCAAAAAUAAUACUCAAAUUGCAACAGAUUUUUUGCAAUUUAUGAAAGAUUUUUACACACAGUUGCCCAAAUUCAAGACCGUACCCUUGUACAUAUUUUGCGAGUCAUAUGGUGGAAAAAUGGCAGCAGAAAUAGCACUCGUGUUAUACAAAGCCAUACAAAAAGGUGAAGUAGAAUCAAACUUAAAAGGCGUUGCACUUGGUGAUUCCUGGAUUUCGCCUUUAGAUGCUAUGCUUUCCUACGGACCAUAUCUAUUCAACUUGGGUUUUAUCGACCGUGCUGGAUAUAACGCAAUAAUGGACGAAGCUACACAAAUAAAGAAAGCCAUAGACGAAGGCGACUAUGGUGAAGCGUUUGGUCUGUGGUAUGCUAUGCAAUCUUUAGUGAUGACUGAAACAGAUGGAAUUGAUUUUUAUAACGUCUUUAGAGGACGUGUAUCUAAUAAACUGAGAAGUUUGCCCAAGCAAAAAAUAGGUGCACCAAGAGCUACAGACGACCUCUCCACUAUUAUGAAUUCUAAAGUAGCUCCUGCAUUGAAUAUUACAAAACAGUGGGUUGACCAAAGUAACGAAGUAUUUGACUCUUUAGGAAACGACUUUAUGAGACCCGUGACGCAUAUAGUAGAAGAACUUCUUAAUACUACAGACCUAGUUGUUGCUGUAUACAACGGGCAAUUGGAUUUAAUUGUGGAUACACCUGGAACUUACAAUUGGGUUGAAAAUAUUGCGUUUAAAGGCAAAGAUGAGUGGGAGCAUGCAGAAAGAAUUGAGAUAUAUAACGAAAUAGACUAUAUUCAACAAGGUUAUUAUAAGAGAUCAAAGAAAUUUGCCUUUUAUUGGGCAAACCUAGCGGGUCAUAUGGUUCCAUCAGACAAUCCUACUGCUAUGGAGUUUAUUUUAAGGGAUGUAACAGAUAAUUUCAAAGCAUAAUUGUUUUCAAAAAAAUAUAAUAUUUUGUAUAUUGUAAAUAAAGAGUUAUACUUAUGUUUGACU